Messenger RNA from Lucilia sericata (common green bottle fly), 1243 nucleotides. RefSeq names its product odorant receptor 30a-like. Gene Ontology annotation, cellular component: plasma membrane. Bases 1 to 1122 code for a protein of 373 amino acids. Gene Ontology annotation, biological process: sensory perception of smell; detection of chemical stimulus involved in sensory perception of smell. The record is from RefSeq and is a predicted model, not a curated record. The transcript has 6 exons. Gene Ontology annotation, molecular function: odorant binding; olfactory receptor activity. NCBI's taxonomy places the organism in Eukaryota, Metazoa, Arthropoda, Insecta, Diptera, Calliphoridae.
AUGUCUUUGAAGACCAUUGAAGAUGUGCCUCUUCUCAAUACCAGUUUGCGUAUAAUGAAAUUUUGGUCAUUUCUAUUGCAACACAACUGGCGCAGAUAUUCAUGUUUGAUACCGUACAUUAUGAUCAAUACUACACAAUUUUUGGAUAUUUAUUUUAGUACCGAACCCAUUGAUGCCGUGGUCCGUAAUGCUUAUAUAGCGGUUUUAUUUUUCAAUACGAUUUUGAGAGCUGUGCUAUUGUGCAUUAAUCGUUUUGAGUAUGAGAAAUUUAUGGAAAAUAUACGUUUAUUGUAUAUUGAAUUGAUGGAAUCUGAAGAUAAGGCUACACGCAAAAUGCUUCACGAAACAACUUUAGCCUCUAGAUUUAUUUCGAAAAUCAAUUUAUUUAUGGGCACUUGCUCUUGUAUUGGAUUUAUAACUUAUCCGAUAUUUGCCACAUCAAGGGUUUUACCCUUUGGCAUGUAUGUACCCGGUAUUGAAAAAUACGAAAGUCCUUUCUAUCAAAUCUUCUUUAUAUGUCAAGUAAUCAUUACACCCAUGGGCUGUUGUAUGUAUAUACCGUUUACCAAUCUGGUAGUGGCAUUUAUACUUUUUGCCAUUUUGAUGUGUAAAGUAUUGCAACAUAAAUUGAGAAAUUUGAAAGACGUAAGUAGUGAACAAGCCCGAGAAGUCAUUGUAUGGUGUAUAAAAUAUCAAUUGGAAUUGAUAAGAUACGUAGAUACUAUUAAUAAUUUGACUACUCAUACAUUUUUAGUGGAAUUUUUAGCCUAUGGAGCCAUGUUAUGUGCCAUGUUAUUUUUAUUAAUUAUUGUCGAAACUUUGGCCCAAAUGAUUAUUGUUAGCAUUUAUAUAUUUAUGAUACUUUCCCAGAGUGUGAUCAUGUAUUAUUUUGCCAACGAGUUAUACGAUCAAAGUUUAUUGGUGGCCAAUGCUGCUUAUGAUUGUAAUUGGUUUGAGUUUGAUGUGUCCACUCAAAAAUAUUUGAAAUUAUUGAUCUUAAGAUCUCAAAAACCUUGUUCUAUAUUAGUGGGCAAAGUAUAUCCCAUGAAUUUGGAAAUGUUACAAUCUUUGCUUAAUGCCACCUAUUCUUAUUUUACAUUAUUGAAACGAGUUUAUAGCUAAAUCAAAGGAGAUUGAAAGAUAUAUAUUUUUGAACAUUAAUAACAUCAAAAUUGCAUGCACCUUUUGAAAUUGUAGAGAAAUAUGAUAUAGAAAUAUAGAUUCAUGCUUUUAAUUUAUUAAA